Messenger RNA from Adineta ricciae, 3117 nucleotides. NCBI's taxonomy places the organism in Eukaryota, Metazoa, Rotifera, Eurotatoria, Adinetida, Adinetidae. The record is from the annotation of a GenBank genome assembly.
AUGUUCGAUUUGAUAGCAGAAAGACAAGUUCAUUCAAUGAAACGAAGACUAUUUCAUACAAUUCUUCAACAAGAUAUGAUUUAUUUCGAUCAUCAUAAAACUGGCGAGCUGGACUCACUUCUAACCACUGAUAUGACUAAAAUUCAUGCUGGCAUCGGCAAUAAAUUCGGUUUACUUAUGAACACACUCUCAGCUAUAAUCUGCAGUUUAAUUCUUUGUUUCACCCUUGACUGGAACUUAACAUUGAUUUUCCUAUCAGCACCAACUUCACUUGUACUUGCACCUAUUGUCGUUACAAAAUUGAUUGCAAAGUUCAUGGCAAUAGAACUUACGGCAUGUAAAGAAGCUGGAGCAAUCGCAGAGGAAGUUCUCAGUUCAAUUCGAACGGUUUUCUCUUACAACGGACAAAAAAAAAAGAAAUGCAACGGCUUUUGGUAUGGAAAUAAACGCAUCCGAGAAGGCGGCGUCACUCUUGCAAAUAUAUGUACGACUUUUGCGACUCUUUCAACUUGCAUCUUUUCUAUUAAAACUGUUGGCCCAUAUUUUCAAGCAGUUGUUGAAGCACUAGCUGCUGCUUCAAACAUUGAGAAGACGAUCAAUGAAUCGAGGAGAAAUGAGACACAAAAAGUUGGCAAGCAAUCAAGUAAUCUCGUCGGUGAUAUUGAUUUUGUCAAUGUCUUUUUUUCUUAUCCAACUCGACGAAACGUGGCAGCUUUGAACAAUCUGUCAUUUCAGGUCAAAUGCGGUCAAACCGUUGCUGUUGUAGGAUCGUCUGGAUCAGGAAAGUCAACAUGUGUACAAUUACUGCAGAAUUUCUAUGAAGUAGAUUUAGGUGAGAUACUUAUCGAUGGCAUACAAAUCAAUGAAUAUGAUCGCAGAUGGCUACGACAACAAAUCGGUGUUGUUAGCCAAGAGCCUGUUCUGUUUCAUACAACUAUUCGAGAAAAUAUUCUUUUUGGAAUUGAUUCAGCUACUAAUGAAGAAAUUUAUCAAGCAGCUAAAGUAGCAAAUGCACAUGAUUUUAUAAUGUGUUUACCAGAUAAAUAUGAGACUCAAGUUGGAGAACGUGGAGCAGCGUUAUCAGGUGGACAAAAACAAAGAAUCGCCAUUGCUAGAGCACUUCUUCGAAAUCCCAAAAUCUUACUUCUCGACGAAGGUAUGUCUAGUCAUAUAAUUGAUGAUAGUAGCCUCUGGUAUACCAUCAUAGCGACAAGUGCACUUGAUAAUGAAAGUGAAACGAUUGUUCAAGAUGCCCUGGAUCGUGCUGCACAAGGUCGAACAACUAUCAUCAUAGCACAUCGUUUAUCAACGAUUCGUCAUGCUGACCAUAUCAUUGUGCUAAAAAGGGGAGAAAUAACUGAAGAGGGCAACCAUGAAUCAUUAACAAGAGCCAAGGGUGUUUAUUUUGAUCUUGUUCAACAGCAACUCAUCCACCAAGCUGGACAAGAUGAGGAGUUGACAUUUGAACAAGAAGAAAUGAAAAGGCAGUUGCUUUCAGACCAAUCGCAUUUAGACGUAUCGAGAGAGAGGAGUUCAACGGUGAUUAGCACGACACCAUCCAUACUGGACAAACUGUAUAGAAAAGAAAGUACAGUAAUACGUCAGAACGAUGCACAAGUAGAUACCAAAGUUAAAAAUAGGAAGGCAAAACAAAGUAAUCCAAUAAUGGAUAUUCUACGGAUAAGUAAACCGGAAUGGAUAGUCAUGGGUAUUGGGUGUGCUAUGUCGGUGAUUAUUGGUGCAGCAGAUGUAUUUAUUUCCGCUCUACAAACAAAAAUGAUGACGUCCUUUCAAGAAUGCGAUCGUGACAGACAGAAGCGAGCCAUUGUGAAGUAUGCUCUUAUCAUUGUCGGCUGCUCGAUUAUUUAUUCGAUGUGUCAAUUAGCUUGCAUGUUUGCACAUUCUGGAAGCAAGAUUACUCAACGUCUUCGUUCGAAAACGUUUGAUGCUAUCCUCUGUCAAGAUAUUGGAUUUUUCGACGAUGUCAAACACAGUACAGGAGCACUAUGUACUAUCCUGACUACGGAUGUGUCGAUAAUUCAAAAUAUCACCAGUGUUGAAUUGGGCUCUAUUGUACAAAAUUUAGCUCUUUUCGUCACGUGUACUAUUACUGGAUUCGCCUAUUCAUGGCAGUUAGCAUUACUUAACAGCGCGUUCCUUCCCAUCAUCGUUCUUGCAAUUUAUGGACAAAUACAUGUAACAGAACGGUUUGUCAAUCGGCAGAAGAACGUUCUUGAAGAUGCUGGAAAGCUGACUGUAGAAGUCAUACAAAAUAUUCGGACAGUGGUUCAAUUGACCAAAGAGGAACAUUUUUACAACGAAUAUUGUCGAUUACUUGCCAUUCUCUACAAAUCAUCACAGAAACAAAUACAUAUAACAAGUCUACUAUCUUCGCUAAUGCUCACAUCGUCUAUGUUUUCUGCAGCAGCCAUAUAUUCUCUCGGUGUCACACUUGUUAAUGACAAUAUCAUAACGGAUUUAACCGCAGUUCUGUUUAUGCAAUUCCUGAUAUUCAUGAGCCAAGCAGCUCUUUAUGCCUUUGUAUCAGUUCCAAAUUAUGGCAAAAGUAUCAGAUCUGCUAGAAAUAUAUUCAACCUAAUAAAGCGAAAGCCUACAAUCAAGAAUCAGUCUAAUGAUGGAGAUAAAAUCUCAAACUACACUGGUCAACUAGGCUUUAAAGAUGUUUAUUUUGUAUAUCCGACUCGAACAGAAUCAAUCGUGCUGAAAAAAUUUAAUUUCACUAUUGAAUCAGGCCAAACAGUCGCACUUGUCGGCUCCUCGGGUUCCGGUAAAUCGACAGCAAUUCAGUUAAUUGAACGGUUUUAUGACCCAACUAUUGGUCAAAUACUUAUUGAUUCACAAGAUAUUCGAAGUCUUAAUUUGCAAUGGUAUCGAUCACAAAUUGGAAUUGUUUCACAAGAGCUCGUCCUUCUCAACAUAUCUAUUCGUGAAAAUAUUGCGUAUGGUGAUAACAAUCGCAAAGAUAUUCCACUGGAUGAAAUCAUUGAAGUAGCCAAAACUGCCAACACUCACGAUUUUAUUCAACUGCUUCCCGAUGCAUAUGAAACAAUUUGUGGUGCGAAAGGUCUUCGCUUAUCGGGUGGACAGAAACAAUGA